GCUGGCGCCGCCUCGCUAAGUCCCUAUCGGUCCUCGCUCCCGUGCGGCCAUGGACUGAGCGCCAACCGGCUGCGGGGAUGGGGCCGCCGCUCCCGCUUUUGCUGCUGCUGCUGCUGCCGCCGCCACUGCCUCGCGCUCUGCCCGCCCCCGCGUCUGCCCGCGGCCGGCAGCUCCCGGGGCGCCUGGGCUGCUUGUUUGAGGAUGGCUUGUGUGGACCACUGGAGACCUGUGUGAAUGAUGGUGUGUUUGGAAGAUGCCAAAAGGUUCCAGCAAUGGACACUUACCGAUAUGAGGUGUCACCAGGAGCCCUGCUUCACCUGAGGGCCACCUUACAGAAGCUCUCCCGUACAGGUUUCUCAUGGCAAGAUGACUAUACCCAGCGUGUGAUUGCCCAGGAGCUUGCAAACCUCCCCAAGGCCUACCUAUGGCAUGGGGAAGCUUUCGGCCCAGCCAGGUCCUUACAACAGAAUGCUGAUAAUGAAAAAUGGUUCAGUCUGGAGAGUGAGGUGGCCCUGGCCAAGACCCUUCGGCACUAUCUGCCCUACCUGGAGCUUCUGUCCCAGGCCCCAACAGCAAAUGCACACCCCAGGAUAGACCAUGAGACUCGUCCAGCCAAGGGUGAGGACUCUUCCCCUGAGAACAUCCUGACCUACGUGGCCCACACAUCUGCACUGACCUAUCCUCCUGCCACCCGGGUCAAGUAUCCUGAUAACCUUCUGAGGCCCCUUAGCCGGUUCCAGCCAGAUGAGCUCAGCCCCAAGGUAGACAGUGACAUAGACAAACAGAAGCUGAUUGCAGCACUGGGUGCCUACACUGCUCAGAGGCGUCCUGGAGAAAAUGACCCAGAGCCACGGUACCUUGUACAUAGUCCUGUGAGAGCGCCAAGGCCGUUCUCAGCCAAUGCUUUGUCUCAGAGAUGGCCUCCACCUCCUGGAGACUCCAAAGACUCCCUGAGUAUGGGCGAUGACACACUCCUGCAGAGUCUCCUGAAGGAUCUGCAGCAACAGGCUGAAGUGGACCGCCUGGAGCCCCUGAAGUUGGAGGAGAAGGCAGACUCAGUUGCUGGAGCCAUACAAAGUGAUCCUGUAGAUGGAAGCCAAGAAAGCCAUGGAAGAGGGGCUGAAGGACAGCCGAGAGAGCAGGCACAUGCCCCAGAGGCAAUGCUUCAAGACCAAAGACUUUCAGAGGUGGAUGAUCCAGUGUACAAGGAGGUCAACCGUCUGAGCUUCCAGCUUGGGGACCUCUUGAAGGACUAUGGGUCUCCUCUGUUACCUGAAGCUCCUCUUCUGGAAAAACCCUCCAGAGAAGAGAUGAAGAAGUCAGAGCAGCCUGAGGAGGUCUUGUCUUCAGAAGAGGAGACUGCUGGGGUGGAGCAUGUGAGGAGCCGGACUUACUCCAAAGACCUGUUUGAAAGGAAGCCGAACUCUGAGCCCCAGCCCAGGAGGCUUGAGGAUCAGUUUCAAAACCGAGCUCCAGAGGUGUGGGAGGAUGAACAAAGCCUCAGGUUGGCAGCACAGGAACUCCCUGGUGGAGGCCUACAGCUGGAAGUGCAGCCUUCUGAGGAGGAACAGCAGGGAUACAUCCUCACAGGAAACAACCCUCUAAGUCCAGAGAAGGGGAAGCAGCUGAUGGACGAAGUUGCCCACAUCCUCCGCGUACCUUCCAGCUUCUUUGCAGAUGUCAAAGUUUUGGGACCAGCAGUGACCUUCAAAGUGAGUGCCAACAUCCAAAACUUGACAAUUGCAGAUGUCACCAAGGCCACAGUUGACAACAAAGACCAGCUGGAGAAGGCAACUGGAUUGACAGUUCUUCAAAGUGGAAUUAGGCCGAAAGGAAAGCCUAAGCUCCUGCCGCAUCAGCAAGAGCAAGAGGACUCUACCAAGUUCAUUGUGCUCACCUUCCUCUCCAUUGCCUGCAUCCUGGGGGUUCUCCUGGCUUCCAGCCUCGCCUAUUGCCUCCGCCACAACUCUCACUUCAAGCUGAAGGACAAAUUGUCUGGACUAGGAGCUGAUGCCAGUGCAGACGCCACUGAAGCCUAUCAGGAGCUAUGCCGCCAGCGUAUGGCUGUUAGGCCACAGGAUCGCUCUGAGGGACCACAUACAUCACGCAUCAACAGCGUCUCAUCCCAGUUCAGCGAUGGGCCGAUGCCCAGUCCUUCGGCUCGGAGCAGCACUUCAUCCUGGUCUGAGGAGCCUGUCCAGUCUAACAUGGACAUCUCUACUGGCCACAUGAUCCUGGCCUACAUGGAAGACCAUCUGAAGAACAAGAACCGACUGGAGAAGGAGUGGGAGGCACUGUGCGCCUACCAAGCAGAGCCCAACAGCUCACUUGUGGCCCAGAGAGAGGAGAAUGCACCCAAGAACCGUUCCCUGGCUGUGCUGACCUAUGACCACUCCAGGAUCCUGUUGAAGUCUGAGAACAGCCAUGGCAAUUCCGACUACAUCAAUGCCAGCCCCAUUAUGGACCAUGACCCACGAAACCCCGCAUAUAUUGCCACCCAGGGCCCACUUCCCGCCACGGUGGCCGACUUCUGGCAGAUGGUGUGGGAAAGCGGCUGUGCCGUCAUUGUCAUGCUGACACCCCUCUCAGAGAACGGCGUCCGGCAGUGCCAUCACUACUGGCCUGAUGAAGGCUCCAACCUCUACCAUGUCUAUGAGGUCAAUCUAGUCUCUGAGCACAUAUGGUGCCAGGAUUUCCUGGUGAGAAGCUUUUACCUGAAGAACCUGCAGACCAACGAGACUCGCACAGUGACCCAGUUCCACUUCCUGAGUUGGUAUGACCAGGGAGUCCCUUCCUCCACGAGGUCACUCCUGGAUUUCCGCAGAAAAGUGAACAAAUGCUACCGAGGCCGUUCUUGUCCGAUAAUUGUCCAUUGCAGUGACGGAGCUGGCAGGAGUGGAACCUACGUCCUGAUUGACAUGGUUCUCAAUAAGAUGGCCAAAGGUGCUAAAGAGAUUGAUAUCGCAGCGACCCUGGAGCACUUGAGGGACCAGAGACCAGGCAUGGUCCAGACAAAGGAGCAGUUUGAGUUUGCGCUGACGGCUGUGGCUGAGGAGGUGAACGCCAUCCUGAAGGCCCUUCCCCAGUAGGCGCUGAAGCUGGAGCUAGCGGGACCCCACCACGAGUGCUUCCAGGGCCACAACAGAAUAUCAUUUCUGCAUCUUCUGUGUAGUAACAGGGUCCUUCCUUCGGGCUCCACAGUCAGUGCAGGUGGCUGGUCAUGAGUUCUCCUGACCAGCCAAAUAGCACCUGUGUGGAAACCUAGUCAGGAAGGAAGGGAGCACUCAGCUUACUUGUAUCACAGUCUUGACAAAAUUCCUUUUCCCUAAAGCACACUUUGACAUUGUCACAUCAAUGACACAGUAAUUAGAAACCCACUGUGGCCUCCUCGGGAGUGUGCUUAUGUCUGUAAAUUGCUGGAGAGGGAGGGAGUGGAUGGGAUAGACAACCAGCCAGGCACCUGUUGGGAAACACCAGGUGUAGAAUCACAUUUGGUGUUUGCCUGUAAGACAAUCUCAUCAUCAGGGGAAACCUUUAAGGAAAAGAUCAGUGUCCCAAAUGAAAAGAGUAUUAUCAUGGAGUUCUGCCUGUUCCUGCUGGUGUACUCUCAACACACCAGUUGACUGUAUCCACCACAUGUAGAUUCUUUUUUUUUUUUUUUUUUUUUUUUUUGGUUUUUUGGUUUUUUGGAUUUGGUUUUUUUCGAGACAGGGUUUCUCUGUGUAGCCCUGGCUGUCCUGGAACUCACUCUGUAGACCAGGCUGGCCUCGAACUCAGAGAUCUGCCUGCCUCUGCCUCCCAGAGUGCUGGGAUUACAGGCGUGUGCCACCACCGCCCAGCCACAUGUAGAUUCUAAGGAUAGAAAAAAAAAAGAGGGGGUUCCCCAGGGUAGACACCUUAACCCUCCUGAAGUAUGGGUGCUGUAUCUGUUCCAAAAGCAAGGACCCAGAUGAUAGCCUCACCUUUGCAAAGUUAUAGAGGAACCUGCCCCUUGGUACAUUUUUAAUAUUAGGAUUCUGUUUUCUGCAUUGCAAGAGCAGGCACCCAUAGUAUACUUUUGUUGAAGUUACAGAACCAGAAUGAGUAUGGUUAUUUAGCAAGUGCCAAGGGUCCCCAGUGUAAGUGUUUCCCAUUCAGCAUCCCCAGGAAGCACCCCAAUGGUACUGAAAAGUCUCUGAUGCUCCUGCUCCUAGAGAGAAGUCUGGGAAGCCCCUUUGGCUCUGCCUCCUGCAUUCUCCCAGAUGACUUAGUGAAGCACAUUCUUACUGGAUGAUCCAAUUUGCCAAAACAUUUGGGCAUUGCACUUACCACCUGCCCACGCAUAGGAAGUACACUUCAGAAAGUGCAAGGCGCUGGCACCCAGAGGCGUAGAGGGCAUUGCUGUAAGUCCUAGUUUGUAGGGUUGACUAUGGAAAAGCCCAUCUCCUGUGUCCCAUUGCUCUGUCCCUUUAGCCUUGACAUUUCAAGUUGUGGUGUGUAACGGAGGUGGCUGCGGAGCGGGAAGUGAUGCCACAGUGUGUCAUGUCUCUAGUUGUAUUGUAUACCUGCUUAACAUCUGUGACAUUUCUCUCCCAAGUCAUUUCCCUCUUCCCAGAAUUUAAAUGAUAAUUAAUAGAAAUGAAUUUAUCUGAAUAUAGGAAGCAUAUACUUAAUUGUAACUUCUUAUGUUUAAAGGAAAAUCCUCAGUGUGAUAUACAGAUAUA
Messenger RNA from Apodemus sylvaticus (European woodmouse), 4703 nucleotides. RefSeq names its product protein tyrosine phosphatase receptor type N2 (gene Ptprn2). The transcript is spliced from 23 exons. The coding region runs from base 78 to 3089 and encodes 1003 amino acids. Lineage: Eukaryota; Metazoa; Chordata; Mammalia; Rodentia; Muridae. Gene Ontology annotation, biological process: protein dephosphorylation. The record is from RefSeq and is a predicted model, not a curated record. Gene Ontology annotation, cellular component: secretory granule. Gene Ontology annotation, molecular function: protein tyrosine phosphatase activity.